Epinephelus fuscoguttatus (brown-marbled grouper) is the source of this 4290-nucleotide messenger RNA. RefSeq names its product Rho GTPase activating protein 10 (gene arhgap10). NCBI's taxonomy places the organism in Eukaryota, Metazoa, Chordata, Actinopteri, Perciformes, Serranidae. The transcript has 23 exons. Gene Ontology annotation, biological process: signal transduction. Bases 454 to 2757 code for a protein of 767 amino acids. Gene Ontology annotation, cellular component: cytoplasm. The record is from RefSeq and is a predicted model, not a curated record. Gene Ontology annotation, molecular function: GTPase activator activity; protein binding.
UCGGUAUAAGUUUUGCUACACGCACACAGAUGUCAGCAGAGUUUCUCAAUCUGUCACUUCGGUAGGUGGAGUACGUUUGAUGAGGGAAGGAAAAACUGGACACAGCCACCAUGCCUUUCUGACAACUCCCGUGAGCCGACUUCCGAUGAACACUUCACCCGUUAGCGUGUUGCUCUCACCUUCCAACCGUCAUACCUGUUAGCUGCUCUUUGCGUGAUUUGACAACUGUGGAACAACACCCAUGCGCCUGUGUCAGAAGUUACAAUGCUAACCCCCGUUAGCUGCUGCUGCUGCUGCUGCUGCUUCACGUAGCUAUGCUUUGACUUGAAGCUGCCAUCGAAAAGAGCGGUAAAUUGACUGUAACGGCUGGUUUAGUUUUUAUUCUACGAAGUUAAGCGUCAGUUUGAGCAGUUUCCCCGUUGUUGCACGCGAAGCUAUCAAUCUGUGACAGACAUGGGACUACACCCGCUGGAAUUCAGUGAAUGCUAUCUGGACAGCCCCCUCUUCAGGGAGAAAAUCAAGGCACACGAAGCAGAGCUGGACAAGACCAACAGAUUUAUCAAAGAGCUGUACAAAGAUGGGAAGAACCUCAUCAAUGCAACCAAGCAGCUUGGGAUGGCACAGCGAAAGUUUGCACAGUGCCUGGGCGAGUUUCAGUUUGAGUACAUCGGUGAUGCAAAGACUGAUGAUGAACGAUGUAUUGAUGAGUCUUUGCAAGAGUUCUCCUCAUUCCUCAAGAACCUCGAAGACCAAAGAGAGCUGAUGAUGAGAAACAUCACAGAAACCUUAAUGAAACCUUUGGAGAAGUUCAGGAAAGAUCAUCUUGGUAUAGUAAGGGCGGAAAGAAAGAAGUAUGAGAAAGAAACAGAGAAAUACUACAGCUCCCUGGAAAAGCUUCUGAACAUGUCAGCAAAGAAGAAAGAGCCACAGCUACAAGAGGCAGACAUCCAGGUGGAAACCAUGAGGCAGCACUUUCAGGAGGAGUCACUGGACUAUGUGUGCAAACUGCAGGAAAUCCAAGAGAGAAAGAAGUUUGAGUGUGUGGAGCCGAUGCUGGCCUUCUUUCAGACCGUCUUCACCUUUUACCACCAGGGCUUCGAGCUCGCCAAGGACUUUGACCAUUAUAAAAGAGCACUGCAGAUCAAUAUUCAGAAUACAAGGAGUCGAUUUGAGGGCGCGCGGUCGGAGGUGUACGAGCUGAUGAAGAGGAUAAGGGAGGCACCUCAAGAAUACAGGCAGACCAGCCCUAUCAGUUAUGAAGGCUACCUCUAUGUACAGGAAAAACGGCCACCUCCCUUUGGUUCAAGCUGGGUCAAGCGCUACUGCACAUUUGUCAAAGAGCAGAAAAUCCUACACAUGGUGACCUUCGACCACAGAUCUGGUGGCAAGCAGGGUGAAAUGGAGUCUGUCACGCUCAAAUCCUGCCUCCGCAAAACGACAGACAUGUUGGACAGGAGGUUCUGCCUAGAGCUCGACAUAACAGAUCGGCCAGGCACGGUGCUAACAGUACAGGCUCUGUCAGAGGAUGACCACAAGUUUUGGAUGCAGGCCAUGGGUGGGAAGGAACCUAUUGGACACUAUCUUGGGAGGACUUUCUCUAAAGAAAGAGGAAUUGAUGCCCAGCUGGAUGAUGUGGGUUUGAGUUUUAUGAAGAACUCCAUCAGCGCCAUAGAGACCAGAGGUAUUAAUGACCAAGGCCUGUACAGAGUUGUCGGGGUGAGCUCCAAGGUCCAGAAGCUCCUCUCAUUAAUGAUCGAUGAGAAGAGCAACGAAGUGGAUCUGUCUACCAAUGACGACUGGGAUGUUAAGACAAUAACGAGUGCACUGAAGCUUUAUCUCAGGAGCCUUCCUGAGCCGUUGAUGACCUAUGGACUUUACAAAGAGUUUAUUAGCCCUGCGAAGGGCGGUAGUCCAGAGUCUCGCAUCCAAGCCGUCCACUGCCUGGUCCACAAACUACCGGAGAGGAAUCGACAAGUCCUCGGGCUGCUCAUGAAGCAUCUGGCCAAUGUGGCGGCUCACAGUAAACAGAAUCUGAUGACUGUGGCCAACCUGGGCGUGGUGUUUGGCCCCACAUUAAUGAGGCCACAGGAGGAGACUGUCGCUGCCAUCAUGGAUCUCAAGUUCCAGAACAUUGUGGUGGAGAUCCUCAUUGAACACCACGAAAAGAUCUUUGCAGAUGCUCCGGAGUCAUGCCCUCUUUCACCUGCUGCCCCAGUAUUCUCUGCUCCCACAAGGCAGUCCAAGAAGCUGAGUCGACAGAAUCGGCCUCUGGCUGUCUACAAUCCACAAGCCCUAGACAUUCAGAAUGUGUCAGCAGUGGGAGAUAGUUCCAGUCUAGCUACAGAUGAGACAUCAAUGGGCAGCAAUGAGUCUGUAUCAUCCCAGUCAUCGUCAGCCUCGGCUUCAGAGGUGCCAACAGAGAAGAGCGAGCAUGUCCCACUUAGUGCCACCCUCAGCUCAGGCAGCAACUCCAGGGCCCCCACAGCAGGAGCCUCCUGGUCCAGCACUGGAGCCUCAGGAGAAAGCCAACCUGCUUCCACCACCGCUGCCUCUGAAAAAGACAAGCCAGAGGAGAGUGUCACCAGCAGGAAAGCCAAGGCAGUGUACCCAUGUGAGGCUGAGCACGACUCUGAGCUCUCCUUCCAGGUCGGCGCAAUAUUCAACGCCGUGACCCAGUCGAGAGAGCCAGGAUGGCUGGAGGGGGAGCUGGAGGGAAAGAGGGGCCUCAUCCCUGAAAACUAUGUGGAGAUGCUGUAGCCCCCCGAAUGGAAAAUAUUUAUGGACAAGCUAUGACCUCCACCAGGAAAAAAUAUGCGGAGAUGCAUGUGCCUCCACUCUCCACCAUAGAGCCUUUUUUAUCCAAACCCCUGAAUUCUCUCAAGCAAGUGACAAUAUGUUAUUACUGGUGGAACAUUGUUGAUACACAAGUAUGUGCAUUUUUAGGCAAUUUUGUGAUGCAUGUGCAAGAAAUGUUUCUUUGAUUUUACUUUGGUCGAGUAUACACAUGGAUUUCAGCAUCACAGAAUGGGUUUGCACUUACAAUAUUCUGCUGUGUACAGAGAUGCUGUAGCCUCUAAACAUCCAGGUAACUUUGUAGCAGCACCAGAGAAUGUGUGUCUUUCUAUCCAACGCCUCACGCUCUCCUCCAGUUAUACAUGGUAUCCAUGAGCUCCCCAAGUCACAGAACCAUCCUCCGAAACCACAAGGAUGAACGUCAGCACUCAAGUCACUGCUACCAGUUUUCGUUCAGACAUUUUGCACCAAAUCCAGCAGCUUUAGAUCCUCUUGACAAUGAUGCAUAGUUUGUUUUCAGCUUUUAAAAAAGAUUAAAGAUACUGUACUUACCGUGCCUUAACCGUCAGAACACCUAGUGUAGAUGUAUGUACGGGUAUGUGUGAAAAUGAGUGUUACUGCUUUCACUUUUAAAAUGUUUUUGCAUUUCUUGUCCUUUAAAAAAAAAUUUUGGAUAUUCAAAAUGAGGCACAUCGCUAUUGUAAUUUUAUUUUAUUUAAUUGGCACAUUCAUUGAUUGCAUGACUUUUGAAUUUUAACUACACUCUGUACUGUCUUGUUCUUGGUGCACUCCUUUACAGAAACACAGCAAAACGCCUCUUUGAUGACCGAGGAGCCUCUCGUGUUUAACACUAGCGUCAGACAGAGUCAGACAGAGGUAACUUUAAACAGAUAGCGAUUGAAACCAAGUGUUUUUCCUGUUAAACGUUCUGUUUGUUGUUUGUUUUUAAGCUUAUUUUUAACGUUGCUCAGUUCGUUUUCUGAGUAUAGAAAUGAGACACUCCCACAAAGUUGAAAUUUUAAGUUGAGCUUUAUUUUAUCUUCAGUGAUUGGAAAUCCGUUUUAUCAUCAGUAACACCACAAUAUGCAGUAUUUCAAAGUUUUACAUCCAGUCAGUGUAUAUAACCUAAACAUUGAAAGAGUUUUAAGUGCCAAGUAUGUUUUACAGGUCUCCGUUAAGUGAUGGACAUGUUUUCACUCGGAUUGGUUUUAGUAUGUUCACAUGUCCUAUUACAAUUCAUCCCUCAGCUGUUCAACAUGACACUUUAAUUUCUCUGAGAGCUUUGGUUCAGCAGACUGUGUUUUCAGUUGCGCUAAUUUAAGACAUUGAUUUAUGAUGUUUGUAAAGGGCCUUGUCUUCUUUCAUUUUUAUAUACCUUUGGGUAUCCUCUUGAUCAAUGUUAAACAAAUAAAGAUUUUUUUUUUUCGUUCUUUACUGUAUUAUGUAUUCUUGGAUGAAAUAAAUGUGGUUAAUGCUAAUUUAAAACAGAUUGAAGUC